CACAGCCCGGGGCCUGGCAGGGCCGCGUCUUUAGCAAGCGCGCUGGGCACCUCCUCCUCCGCCGGCCCGACCCACGUCUCGGCGGUGGGGACCCGGGGGCGCCGCGACUUGCCCGCAGUUGGACGGUGGGAGGUGGUUCCCGCAGGGUCCGGUCCAGGGAGCACCGAGUCGGGGGGAGCCCCCCGCCCCAGGAGGAGAAGCUGAGGAUCCUGCGGCUCCGCUGCACCAUGCCCUUCCCGCGCGUGCCGCCGCCGCCCGUCCCCGCCCCCGCCCCGGGGGCCCAAGCAGCGCUCCAGUUACCCCAGAGGCCCUGCGCCUCCGGGGACAAGAAGAAGAAGUCCCCGGAGCGGCCCCAGGGGCUCCUCUCCAGUUCCUGGCCCUCCGCUACGCUCAAGAGAUCGCCGGCUCGGCGGGGCCCGGGCUGGAACAGGACGCAGCCGCCGGCCCCUCCGGGCGUCUCCCCGCAGACCUCUCCCGGCCGCUCGCGGGCCCGGGCCACGUGCGCCACUCCCCGGACGACGGGCUCCGGCCACAGCCCAGCGAUGACCAGGACCACCUGCGCGGGUACCUCGGCGGGGACGGGGACCACCGCCGCGGGGACCUCCUCGGGGCGGGGGGCCGGGCCCGACGCCGCCGCGCGCUUCUCGCUGAGCCUCCCCCCCGAGGCCGUCCUGGUCCUCCAGAGGCGUCACCUGGAGAAGCAGCUGCUGGCGCGGCCCAGCCGGCCCUUCCCUUCGCCCUCGACCGAACCCAGGCGGCUACUCGCUCCCUGUCCCCGGGCCAGGGCGGCGGGCUCGCGGAGGAGCGGCCCCGCCAGCGACCCCGACACGCCCCCCGCCGGCCUCGGCCGCCGCGCCCGGCUGCUGACCAGCGGCCUGCAGGUUCCCCAGCGGAGCCCACGGCCGGGGUCCCUGCGCCCGAUGCUCAAGGUGUCGCUGCUCAACGAGCGGCACAGGUACGACGACGUGGAGUACGAGGAGGAGGAGGCAGAGGCGCUGGACGAGGGCCUGGUGCGCAAAUGCACUGAGUGGCUGCGCGGCGUGGAGUCGGCGGCCGCCUCCCGGGACCGGGCCGGGGCCCUGGACGCGCGGCGGCACCUGAGCACGCUGUGAGCGUGGCGGGCCUGCGGGGACGGGGCCUCCGGGGACGCGCCAGGCCUGAUCCCACCCAUCCGCUGCCCUUGCCGCUCCGCCUGGGGGCAGUCGGAGGAGACCGCAGGCUCCUCGGGCCGCCAGCGCCCACCUCCAGGACACCCGUGAGCAAGCCGGCCCGCGUGGGGCGCUACCAGACUCGCCAGACUGCCACGGUCCCCCUCCCGCCCUCGCCAGCCGGCAGCCCAGGACUUUCUUGUCUACAUCGGUGUCAUCUACCCCAGAAGCCGCCUCUGCCCCACUCUGGCCUCCCCUUGGCGCCCCCGAGUCCUUGCAGUUAGUGGGGAAUUAAGCAACUAUGAAAAUGCCUCUCGGCCCCACCAGCCCUAAGGCUGGUCUAAGUCCCAGAGACCCUCUGCCUGGAGGCGGGCCUUCCCCAGGGCUACAUCUGCACCCCCUGUGGGUGUCACCCUCGGCUGCACCCUGGACAGUGCAGCAGGCGAUGGCCCAGGGUGGGUGGCCGCGACGGUGGCCUCCUGCUGCAGAGCUGGGAUGCGGUGCUACAUUUGUGGUUUUGUUUUCUCCCAAGUCAGAAAAGUGUUGAGGGCAUUAGAAAUCCCUGAAACUCAGUGAACCGAAUUUCCAGCCUCCAAAGCGGAGGAGUAGGCACCGCCAGAGCUGGUGAGCCCUAGUCAAGGGGCGCUUCCAUGGAAACCGCUCAACCGAUGAUAUUUUUCUGUGUAUUAUUUGAAUAAAGAGUAAAACUCCUCCGCCGUUUUGUAACCAUACCCUUUUGCCACUAACUGGAGGCUGAUUUAUACAUAUUUCUUCCGUACAUCUGAGUAUAUGUAACUCAAAGGAUGAGAAAGAAAUAAAAUGGUAUGAUCAGAUGAGGCUGGUUUUAGAAGAGUAACGUAUU
Saimiri boliviensis boliviensis (Bolivian squirrel monkey) is the source of this 2010-nucleotide messenger RNA. RefSeq names its product proline rich 18 (gene PRR18). Lineage: Eukaryota; Metazoa; Chordata; Mammalia; Primates; Cebidae. The record is from RefSeq and is a predicted model, not a curated record.